UUUUAAAUUAUUUCUAUCUUUGUUAAUGUUCAAAUAUCAAUAUUGUAAAAUAUUUAAAUUGUGCUUAUUGAUUUUUGUAACGAUUAACUUAUUGAUAAUUCAAUGUGCUAAACAUUUUUAAAACUUAAAACAUAAAUAAUUGUGUAAUACCCGAGCUGGGACUCAUUGCUUGCAACAUAGGUAAGUGUUUUCUAUAAUCAUUCUUAUUUGGAAUUUAUUUCUACUACAAAUGUAAAAUAAAAGAAAAUUCUAUAGAUAAUGUAAAAUAAUCAAAGAUUAUUUUAUUUGUUUUAAAUUGUUAUAUAAGGUUAAACAGUACACAAGCUUGGACAUAAUUAUGACUAGUACAUUCUGUCAAGUUGAUAUAUAAUGCAUUUAUGUAAUUGUUUAUUAUAUCAAACCCACACGUUUUAUACGUCAAAUUGUCAGACAGUGCAUAUAACUGAUGUUAGAGAAUUGCUAUAUAUCGCCGUUUUAGAUAUUUCGGGAGUCAUGGUAUAAGACAGUCCGAAACGAAGACGUAGGAAAUGGGUCUCGUAGAUACCAAGUUAGGUUUUAAAUAUGACACUUGUUAAGAUCAGACUAUUAAAGAAAUCACAAAAUGAAUUAUGAAGUUAUGUACAAAAUAUUCUACUGUGUAAAUAAACAUCAAAAACGUUCAGAUUCAUGUUGUGUUACGUUACAAUAAACAUUAACAUGUAUAAGGGAGGCGUGUGGAGUUAGGGCGUAGCUCGUAUGUUUUGGACGGACAAAUAAAAUUAUGUUUUGUCGACCUAACUAGUAGAUCGUAGAGCAACCAUCUAUUAUACACUGAUAAUUUGUUCACUUGGAUCGUAGAUCAACCAUUUAAUAUACCUCUAAAAUAGAAUAGGCUGAGCUGAUUGAUAGAAUCGCAGAUCAACCAUCUAAUAAACUUUGAAAAUUAGGGUCUUGAAAAUGUCAGCCUAAUGUAAAUGUAUAUUGGAUGGUUGAUUCACGUUGUACAAGCCAGGUCAACCAAUUAAAAACGUACAUUUUUACUGACUACGUAGUACGAGUCUAGACAACCAAUUCUAAAUAUUCUUAAGAUUUUAUUUACCAAUGUACGACAUACAAGCUAUGCGCCAACGUAACACACUUAAUACGUAAGUGGCUUUGUUGGAGAGAAACUCAUUUCCAUUUAGUAAUCUUUCAGGUAAAUUCGUGCAGAAACCCAUUUGAACGAUUUUGCGCUUCAGCUGAACUAAAUUGUAUACAUAACAUUGACCCUUGAUGCAUAUGGACAGAGACAAUGUCAUACUGAAUCUACAAAUAUAAAUUACAAUUUUUAAAAUUUGAUUUGACUUGAUAGAUUGAUCAGUAAAGGCAUCAGGGUACACAUCAUGUAAGCAUUCAUAUUAAUAAAUAUGUAAUGGCAGCACAUAUUAACUUAAUGGAUCUUAAAAUUGAUGCAAAGUCACAGUUCGCGUACCUCGCUUAAGAUAUUCAAUGCUAGCACAGUUAAAGCAUAACGGAGAUCAUUGUUCACCCUGCCGUUUUAACAUCUGCUGCUUUGAGAUAGCAAAAUUAAUAUAUAGUUACUUCAAAAGGAAACGAUACCAUUGGUAUUUAUAUCAUUUUUUGAAUCUGAAAUUUUAUAUGAAGAUUUACUUUUGCUGAUGGUUUAUUUCUUUCCUUUUAGACCGAAAAGCGGAACAUCCGAAACGUUACUGUUUGAUAUUUUAAUACGGAAAGGUACUUAUCACAAGAUGGCGGAUUCUGAAGGCGCUAAAGACGGCCUUGAAGAAAAGGCGAAGGAGCCACAAGCAGAUUCGGCCGAUGUAUCUGAGAAUUUAAGAAUGAAGUUAACGACAAUGAAUAACGAACUUCAAGAUACUUUAAAAAUAGUCGACAGCUACAAAGAAGACAAACGUAUUGCGAUCAAUACUAAAAAUGAACUUGAUGAAACAAAGAAAAAGAUCUCGGUUCUUCAGACAAGACUUUCGGAGUCAGAGUCUAACUGUAGACGUUAUCGAAAUGAAAGAAACAAUUUAAGACAAGAUAUCGCAAAACUCAUUCAGGAAAGGAAACAAAUGAUAUCCUACGAAGAAGACGUACAACAACUCAAACGAGAAAUUGAAAUGCAGAAAAAUAGGUACGAUCGCAAUGAUAGAGAGUGGAAAAACAAGCAGACAGAGAUGGAAAAUAGAUAUGACGAAAUCAUCAAUGAACAAAAACAGAAAAUUCUGUCUGCUGAACAGGAAGUACAACGACUAACGAAAGAGCUGGAAAUGCAGAAAAAUGCUCAUGAGCAAGACAAAUGUAUAUUGGAAAGCAAACAAAAGGAAUCUGAAGAAACAAGUCAAGGUGAGGAUAAACAAGACAAUAAUGAAGUUGAGCAGAAUGAAGACGUCCUAGAGGGACGAAACGGGAAGAUCAAAAGAAGUAAGCUAAAGGGUAUUUCAGAAACGAGCAAAUAUGGUUACAUAGGAAAAAGUGAUCUUAAUGGAAGUUUCGACGAGAGUAAUAAACACUUUAGUGAUGACAACAAUGACGGACCGAAAUCUGAGGAAACUAAUCAAGGUACAGGAGGACAACAGAAAAAUAAACCCGAGCAGAUUGAGGAAGUCAUAGAGAAGCGAGACGUCGACGUCAAAAUCAUUACCCAUGAGAAUAUCAUUAAAGACAGAAAAUAUGAUGAUACCGAUGGAAAAGAAGUAACAGAAAGUUUUACAGACAGUACAACACAGAUAAAUGAUGACAAUACUGGCAAACCCGAAUCUGAGUUUGUAUCAGAAGAACCCGAGACGGCAUUUGAAGACUCAGAAACAAUAAAAAGAACCAAAGAGAAAGACAAGAUAAACGAUGCUAGUACUGAUACCACAAAUCCGUGCGAUACAGUUUUACCGAAAGACUUGGGGUUACGAUAUGAACAGCUGUAUCAAACUCAGUGGGCCGAUGCUUUUGAAAACAUCAGACAACAUUUUAACAGCGAGGAAGAAACGAUCGAGGCUCUUUUAGAGAUACUUGAGGAUAUAAUGAACUUCUGCAAAAGCAAAGCACGAGAACAAAUCGAUGAUCUUUACAGAGUACUGACAUUUUCAGCUGAACAAGAAGACGGAAAUGUCACAGACAAGAUAACCAAGCACUUGAAGGAAUGUAUGAGAGAACUCUCCUGUUUAGGGAAAGAGUAUCUUUACGGGUUAUAUCCAUUAAGUUUACAAAAGAAAUCAAGCCGAACACUUCAAUAUCUUAUGGACAUUGAGGAUUUUGUGAAGGAGAGUUUUGAGCUCCUCUGGCUAAUGGUAAUUCAGGAUCCACCGGUCGUAUUCUGUCCUAUAGCAGAGAAAGGUGAUGUACUUGAUUUGGAUAUAUAUAAAUCUUACAAGACAACUGGGCGAUAUUCAACAUUUACAGUUUUUCCGGCGUUGCUCUUGCAUGAAGAUGGUCCUGUUUUGGCAAUGGGUGUUGCUGAAGGUGACGACCAGCCCAAGACCAGACGCAAACAUGACUUGAGAAGCAGGAACACAAUCACACCGAAAGAUGUUGAUCAUAAGAUUAAGGAUGAACAUGAUUUUCGCGACAGAGAUCACUACUUUCGAAGAGGUGAACGGAAAUAUGGCGAUAGACAUGAUUUCGUCUCUAGAAAUAAAACACUUAUUAGAGACAGAUACGAUCACAGUUUAAAGAAUGAACAUGGUUUUGAUGACACAGAUGAUUUCGUUUCCAGAAAAGAAAUGAAGAAUGGUGAGAGAGAUUUCAUCUCCAGGGAUCAUGAUAAAUUUCGCAAUAAAGUUAAAUUUGUCCCAGAAGAUGAAAUGAGCUUUCAUGAUAGAGGAAAUGUCGUCUCCAGGCAUGACGUAAGGUUUAGUGGUAAAGUCAGCAGAGGUCAAACCGACAUAGAUGAUUUCAUUCUACAUGAAGAAACAUAUGUAAGCGACAGGGAUGAUUUCGCCAAACGGGAUAUAAAGGGCUUUAGCGAUAGAGUCGAGUUUGCCUCAAAAGAUGGAGGAAACUACAGUGAUAGAGGUAAUGUUCAUAUGACAUCACUUUAUGAGAAAGACUCUGCAGAAAUACAUCGCAGUGAAUAUGCAAAUUGGGAGAGUUACCACCGAGCAAAGAUCGCAGAAGAGGAAAGUCCGGCGUACUCACAAUCAAUAAUAAAAACUAAAUCAAGAGGUACAACAAAUGUUUGGAAACCAUCAUAUGGAUAUGAGAGAGAUCCAACCCCGGACGAAAUGAGAUUAUAUUUUCAAUAUAUUGACCGCUAUGAUCAUACUGGCGCUAGGGAUGUCCUAGGUCAUGCUGCAUACCUGAGAUGUUUGCGAAACGACCAAAAGAAUCAUUUGUAUUAUUAACAUUACAGUAUUCAUAAUUUCUCAGACCCAAAUAUUAUUACAAUUAUUUUGCAUAAGUACAACAUCAGUAACGAUAGUAAAACUAUCAUCGAUAUUCAUAUAUUCACUAAUUCACUUUUCGCUUUGUGAAACAAGUGUGAACAUCUAAAAUAUUUAGCGAUUUAACAAAUUGUAAAAAUUCUGUUUAUCAGAUAAUCAUAUUCGAACUUUUUGUGUAAAAACAUAUUGAUUUUGUGUUCUGUUUACUAGCCCUAAAAUGUUUGUUUCUUGUAUCCUUGCCUACCCUUAUUAUUUUUAUGGCCUUGGAGAAUUCAUUUUCAACUUUUUAACAAGAAGUUGCCAAAUUGCCCUCUUUAUGCUUUAAACAUGGUCAGUGAUAUUAGAAAACAGCUUAUUUAUGCUAUAAAAUAAUUCCUUUAUAAUUUGUAUUCUUUUCUGACAUAAAAUAAUCAUAAAAUAAUUUCCGCGAAGUCCCACGUAAUACAAAACAAAACUGAAAUACCGACCUUCCUUCCCUAUUGUUUUUAGCAAGUUAUCGAAAACAAACACAGACUGUGAAAUCAGUUGAACGUAUGGAAAUGAAAUUUCAUGUUUAGACGCAACGUUACGCAAUAACGAAACCCACGAAAAUUUACACGAUUUUUUUAUAAUUUCUUAGUGUAAAGUGUCCGAGUUAUAAUUGUAUGGGAAGAUUAAAUGAAUAAAGACUAUCUAUGAUGAUAUAUAUUUUAAUGAUCAGCUACGAUUGCUUGUUGAUUAAACUCUGAUAAAAAUCUUACUCAUACUACAAUGAAAUAUAAUAUGUAUGCGGAGCUUAGAGAGUCUGGCUUUAGAUUGACAGAUAAACUCUACUACAGUACACUUAGUAGUUGACCUUCAUUAAAAACAGAAUCUGAUAAAUCCUCUUUGAAUAUAUAACACCAUUUUAUUUUCCCAUUUCAUCGAAAACAAGUGAAUAAUGCGAUCUCUUUCAGUGAGUUUCCUUAACAUUAUAUGUGCAUAUGCAAUAUGUUGUGUUUUUGAUAAUAAAUUACAGUUUUUCAGAUUCACUAGUCUGAUAAAAGCGGCAGGGGCCAGUUUCGCAUUUGGCCCGGGUACGUUUUCUAAAUAAAACAGACAAAUGCACUUUAAAGGCAUUUAUAUUCAACUGGUUAUUUAUGAUGUUUAUAGAACUGAGGAUUCCUGCGUACGAGUAGUUAUUGUGUAAAGUAAAUAUGUACUUGAAUAGAUUUUCCUAGCUCCAUGUAGACGGCCGGGUCUAAAGUCUUACCUGAGGUAACGGAAUUCAGACGAAAUGGAAACGGUCAUUCAUUCAUCCAGAUUCAACAUAAAAUAGCGGAAAAAGUAAACGGUUAUGAGACACUUUCCUUCCCACCAUUAUUUUCGUCUGGCCACAUGCUUUAAAAAUAUACAAUCAUGUGUUUUAGGUCAGUCAGAUAAUACGGUAUAGGUCGCGCAAGGUGUGCAUUUUGGGCCAUUUUUGCCUCAAAAUUUAGUGUCCUGAAACCUGCGUUUUAUUCGUUUUUUAUCACAGAAGCAACAGAAUAGGCAGGCUGAAAAUGUCACACAAUGAAGUGCUAAGUCUCUGCAAUACAUUCGCUUAACACUUGCCAUUGGAUUUUUCAUGAUUUUUUUCGCACUGGUAUCAGUGCAGAUUUGUGGAAUUUUCAAAUUAACUGUCCCUUGCCCCCAAAAUAUAACUACGAUAAUAAAACUGGCCGUUCUCUGUUCAGUUGUACUUUCCGACGAUUUAAUCGACUCGUUUACAACAGUGUAGCUUUAUCACUUGUAUCUAUUAAUAGAAUUCAGUCAAGUGUGCGCAUCAUAUCCAUUUGAAACUUUGAACUGAGCUGCUUAUACUAUUUGAAUAUUUUGAAGCAAUCAGCACUACUGUUGGUGAUUUAGGUGAAUAGAUUCAACCAGUCGUGGCAGCAUUAUGGCAGCUAAGUUUACAACCGACCCAUCCCCAUCUGAUGAAGACUUUGAAAUUGUAAAAAAUCACCAAUAUCCACAUAUGAGGGAACUGUUGCAGUUAUUACUGACCGAAAUUCCGACACUGGUUCAAAACGCUCAGCUGGAACUUAAUGAGAACCUACUGACA
Molecule: messenger RNA, 6417 nt
Organism: Mercenaria mercenaria
Lineage: Eukaryota; Metazoa; Mollusca; Bivalvia; Venerida; Veneridae
Product: golgin subfamily A member 6-like protein 22
Exons: 8
Coding region: 1638-4316 (892 amino acids)
Source: RefSeq, a predicted model, not a curated record